GUAGGUUGGGAAUGGAAAAGGAAAGUCAGAGCUCCUGUGGCAUUUUGCACCCAUUUCCUCCGGCCUUGACCUCCCCCUCUUUGUUUCCUACUAAGACUCAACACCCUCUGCUUUCCUGCCCAAAUCGCUAGUUCUUUCCUCCAGCUUCCACUGUCCCUGAGUCCCCGGGUGGCUGCACUCUCUAACUCCCCAAGCCGACCCCUGCACCGCUGGAGCUCACUUUGCAAAAAUACUGUUCAGGAGCUUGGAGUGAAGUGUUCUGCAGUGCUUGCUGCUCCGUGGUUUCUGCAUUUUAAGCCAAAAAAAGAAGAAAACCUUACGAGAAACUAUCCGAAAACGACAUGUACACACCCAUCCUGCAGAGCGGCUCCCCGUUCCCAGCCUCGGUGCAGGAGCCCGGCCUGCACAUCUGGCGGGUGGAGAAGCUGAAGCCGGUGCCCGUGGCCCCGGAGAACUGGGGCGUCUUCUUCUCGGGGGACUCCUACCUGGUGCUGCACAAUGGUCCUGAGGAGCAGUCCCACCUGCACCUGUGGAUAGGCCAGCAGUCUUCCCGGGACGAGCAGGGGGCCUGCGCCGUGCUGGCCGUGCACCUCAACAGCCUGCUGGGGGAGCGGCCCGUGCAGCACCGCGAGGCGCAGGGCAACGAGUCGGACCUCUUCAUGAGCUACUUCCCGCGCGGCCUCAAGUACCAGGAGGGUGGCGUGGAGUCGGCCUUCCACAAGACCUCCUCGGGGGCCGCCCCGGCCGUCGUCAGGAGACUCUACCAGGUGAAGGGGAAGAGGAACAUCCGUGCCACUGAGCGGGCGCUGGCCUGGGGCAGCUUCAACACCGGGGACUGCUUCAUCCUGGAUCUGGGCCAGAGCAUCUUCGUCUGGUGUGGGGCCAAGUCCAACAUCCUGGAGCGCAACAAGGCGCGGGACCUGGCCCUGGCCAUCCGGGACAGUGAGCGGCAGGGCCGGGCGCAGGUGGAGACUGUCACCGAUGGAGAAGAGCCUGCUGAGAUGACCCAGGUUCUGGGCCCCAAGCCCCCGCUGCAGGAGGGCAACCCUGAGGAAGACCUCACAGCUGACCAGACAAACGCCCAGGCCGCGGCUCUGUAUAAGGUCUCCGACGCCACUGGCCAGAUGCACCUGACCAAGGUGGCUGACUCCAGCCCCUUUGCCCUGGAGCUGCUCAUACCAGAUGACUGCUUCGUGCUGGACAACGGGCUCUGUGGCAAGAUCUACAUCUGGAAGGGGCGAAAAGCUAACGAGAAGGAGCGGCAGGCGGCUCUCCGGGUGGCCGAGGACUUCAUCUCCCGUAUGCGGUAUGCCCCGAGCACCCAGGUGGAGAUUCUGCCGCAGGGCCGCGAGAGUCCCAUCUUCAAGCAAUUCUUCAAGGACUGGAAAUGAGGGUUGGUGACCCCUGCCCCCACCUCCUGCUGGUGGGCUCCUCUUCUGGCCACCUGGCCAGUGGUGAGACCCUCCCACCCCCCCACCCCAGCCAACUGCAGGUAGUCAAUAAAGGA
This is a messenger RNA of Choloepus didactylus (southern two-toed sloth), 1507 nucleotides long. It is a transcript of the gene CAPG, whose product is annotated as capping actin protein, gelsolin like. The transcript has 10 exons. Gene Ontology annotation, biological process: actin polymerization or depolymerization; barbed-end actin filament capping; actin filament severing. The coding region runs from base 342 to 1391 and encodes 349 amino acids. Gene Ontology annotation, cellular component: actin cytoskeleton; cytoplasm. Gene Ontology annotation, molecular function: actin filament binding; phosphatidylinositol-4,5-bisphosphate binding. NCBI's taxonomy places the organism in Eukaryota, Metazoa, Chordata, Mammalia, Pilosa, Megalonychidae. The record is from RefSeq and is a predicted model, not a curated record.